AUGUCAACAGACCAGAUUUACUCUGCCAAAUACUCUGGUGUCGAUGUUUACGAGUUCAUACAUCCUACGGGAUCCAUAAUGAAGAGGAAAACAGACGACUGGGUCAACGCUACACAUAUCCUGAAAGCGGCAAAGUUCGCAAAGGCCAAGAGAACACGCAUACUGGAAAAAGAAGUGAUUAAGGAUACUCACGAAAAGGUUCAAGGUGGGUUUGGUAAAUAUCAGGGGACUUGGGUGCCUCUCACUAUUGCGAGAACACUAGCAGACAAAUUCGAUGUUUUGGAAGAGCUCAAACCGUUAUUUGAUUACACACAAUUAGAAGGCUCUGCUUCGCCUCCAAGAGCUCCAAAACACCACCACGCUUCACGGACGGAUUCGGGGCGUAAAAAAGCUGUCAGAACCAGUUCUACAGCAUCCAAUGCUGCUGCAAAUUCUAAUUCUACAACUGGGACGCCAACUGAAGCCACAACACCAAAUGUACCGAGAAAGCGCGGGAGACCGCCAUCCAAGAAAAAAACGAACCAAAGUGACAACACCCUAGAGAGGUCCCAAAGCGACAUGACUUUCCCGCGGCCAGCAAUCCCACUUUCGUCUAUCUCGUCCAAAAGAUUACCAUCCAUUCAAAGUCCGCUUCAAAGAACGACUAGUCUAGAUCCGACGAUUAUGCGAGAACAAGACACCCCGCCGCAACAAUACAAAGAGCAGGAUAUCGAUGACGGUCUUUCUAGCGACAUAGAGCGCUCAAUUGUCACAAAAGUAGAGAGGAACCAGUCUUCCUCAUCUUCACUCCCGACUUCGCCAGGCGGCUUAUCCGACGACAAUACGUUUGACCAACGCGGAGGACCUGGCUCGGCUGGUCGCGACGGCUUAGGAAGUACGACUUCUCCUCUUUCGAACAUGAUACCGCGGUUUAACAGUCAGUCUUUCAAUAACCAAACGUCAGACAUCAACACUAAAGUAAGUGGAUAUCUGUCCAAGCUCGUGGAUUAUUUUGUAUCCAGUGACAUGCAUUCUGAGGAAGCCGUGCCACCGGAGCUUUUAUAUCCUCCCCAAAACAGUGCUCCGUAUAUUGAUGCGUGGAUAGAUCACGAACAUCAUACUGCAUUUCACUGGGCCUGUGCAAUGGGGAAUUAUGCGAUAGUAGAGGCUCUUUAUAAUGCUGGCGCUAAUACACGCGCCGUUAAUGUCCAGGGGGAGAAUCCCUUGAUUCGGUGCUCCACUUUUCACAACUCAUUCACUAGGCGCACUUAUCCUCGAAUACUCCAACUUUUGAAUGAGACGAUAUUUGAUGUCGACUCAAAACUACAAACGGUAGUACAUCACAUCGUUCAACGGAAGUCUUCAACACCUUCUGCUGUGUUUUACUUGGACGUUCUGUUGUCGAAACUCAAGGACUUGUCACCACAAUACCGAAUAGAACAUCUUAUAAAUGCGCAGGAUCAAGAGGGCGACACUGCUCUUCACAUAGCUGCCCGUAACGGAGACAGCAAGUUUUUUGAACGCUUAGUACAGCAAGGCGGGCUAUCCACAAUCAAGAACCUGAAAGGUUUUACUGGAACGGAGCUUAUGAACCAGACUAUACUAUCAUCGCAACCGUCUUCUGCCACAAACGGUAGAUUCAAGCAAGCUCUUACUCCGUCGUCUCCCUCAGACUUCUUUAUGUAUCCUUCACAGACGGCUACGAGACUUAGUCGUGGAAUACCCGAGGUGGUGACCGUUAUGAAGGAAAUGAUUGAUUCUUACAACAGAUUACAUCAAAGCAGGGACGCUGAUGUGAUGAAUCUCGAGAAAACGCUCAAAGGCAUGGUGAAAACAACUUCCAAUGUGAAUUUCAAAAUUUCAGAAGCUCUGGAAGCCGAUGACUUUCAUCAAAGUAACAAUAUGGAAGACCUUUUAUCAGCGCGCACACAGGAAACUCAGGAAUUGAGGAUUCAAAUGAGCCAUAGUGAGAGAGAAAUGUAUCACAGGCUUGAAAGACAUCAAGCCAAGCAAUUGGCAAAGCUGGUUCAAGAAGAAGAAAGCGUAAUCUCGCAGCAUGUUGAAGAAACGGAUAAAAAUGACAAGACAACACAACUGAGGCUGGCCCUUCAGUUGUGCCAAAUGCAAAUGAAGAGACGAAAUAUGCUUUCAGAAACCUUGAAAGUUAUUGGAGAUAAUUCCAAGAUCUACAAGUACCGUAAAAUGAUUUCGCAUGGAACUGAGAUUGACAUUACGGAGGUAGAUAGAUCUCUUGACGUGAUUUUGAAUAGUUUAGACAAGAAUAGUGUAGACGUGUAA
Messenger RNA from Lachancea sp. 'fantastica', 2277 nucleotides. The record is from the annotation of a GenBank genome assembly. Lineage: Eukaryota; Fungi; Ascomycota; Saccharomycetes; Saccharomycetales; Saccharomycetaceae.